Molecule: messenger RNA, 1262 nt
Organism: Zingiber officinale
Lineage: Eukaryota; Viridiplantae; Streptophyta; Magnoliopsida; Zingiberales; Zingiberaceae
Exons: 3
Coding region: 510-1262 (250 amino acids)
Source: RefSeq, a predicted model, not a curated record
CGCCCGAUGGAUGGGCAACGCACGAGCGACUAUCGAUGGGAGACGAUGAGCAACUCUCGAAUGCUAUGAAUUUAGACCGCUCGAUCUCUACGGCUAUCUGUUCCCGUACGAUCCGUCCUUACUUCGAGAUCCGACCGUCCGUUAUUAGAAUUUGAUUUCAAAAGUAGAGAGAGAGAGGCAAUCGCGUCUUCAUCGUCUCUCGUGCUCCAAGGAUUUCCAACAUCCGAACAAUAAAAAUCCCAUCUUUAUCUCCAUGCGAUUUAGCCUCCCCGGCCCGCCGCCUCUUCUUGCGGCGGAUCUCCUCCUCUUGACUGUUUCUCAGACUCUGGAGAUCCCCGGAGACUAACUCCCCUCUUUGCCCCCUUUCCAGAGUUGGAUUCUUGGUCUAAGAUGUGUUUGCUCGUCCCAACUUGGGGAGGGUUUUAGAUACUUCACUAAGGAGUACAAUUGGGAAGGAAUUAUUCGGAGGGCUUGACGAAUUGAUCCUCAGAUCGGCGUUGCGAACGCCAAUGGAGCAAAUAGCUCAACCUACGUCAACGUCGCCCGAUGUCCCUCCUAGAAAACUCGUUCGCCAGCUGGAUUUCACGGCCUCGGUCUAUGGUGGAGGUUCCACUACGGCGACACUACCUGUGGCCCUUGAUCCGUCGCAGUCACAGUGGCUACCUCUGCGCCCGCCGGCUUCUCUGCCCAUGUCGCUUUCGUCAAUUUCUUCGAUUUCUGUGGCCACAAAGCCACAAUCACCCAAGUCAAGACAAGACACGCAACCAGUCUACAAUACUAAAGAUGAUACACCAACAAGAAAGAGGAAUUGCAACUGCAAACAUUCAAAAUGCUUGAAGCUGAGGUGGACACAGUGCUUUAUAGAGAGCGAUGAAGCGAUGAUUAGGAUGAAAAGGAAAAAGUUCUGGGAGAAAGCUGUGGACCGAUAUGAACUUUGUGGAAGUGGUGAAAAUUGGUGGGGUGUCCAGCGUUAUAUGCGAGACAAUUUAAACCAUAGCAACAAGGCAAUCUCCUAUGAAAAACAUUUUCAAAGCAGCAGGUUCGUGGAGUCUGUAUUGGAUGUUUACUGGGAACUCCCACCAGUCGCUGGUCCUUCACUUACUCAUCAAACAAGGUACGACCCCGCCCGUGCCUCAGAUCCAAUUAUUGAAGAUGGAAGGUUCGGCUUGUUCCAAAGGCUUGGUCUAACAAAAUUUGAAACUUCAGUUUUCAAUGGAUAUACACAAAUGGUAUAUCUUCAAGUAUCUCCUCCGACCUCUUAA